AUGAUGGAAUUUAUAUAAUUAUAGAAAAUAUUGAAACAAAAUAUACCAAAAAUCGUUAAAAUAUAAGCCCUGUUUAGAGGCCAUAAAGCUAGAAAGAUACUGAAGAACUAAGAGAUCAAAUAAUAGUUACUUUUUGAUGACCCAGGGAUUGAAUUUAAGGAAGAGGUAGUAUUUGAAAAUGGUGCUGUUUACAGAGGGUAAAUGCUAGAAAAUAACAGACAUGGGUAUGGAGUGUAGAUCUGGCCAGAUGGGGCAAAGUAUGAAGGUUAUUGGAAAGAAAAUAAAGCUCAUGGAAGAGGAAAGUUUUGGCAUGCAGAUGGCGAUGUAUUUGAUGGGGAAUGGAGAGAUGAUAAGGCUCACGGUUACGGUGUUUACACUCAUGUGAAUGGGGCUAAAUACGAUGGUCAAUGGAUGAAUGACAUGCAACACGGCAAAGGAGUAGAGACUUGGGCAGAUGGGUCUAAAUAUGAUGGGUAGUACUAUGAAGGAAUGAAGCACGGCUAGGGAUAUUAUAUCUGGGCAGAUGGCUCUGAAUAUAAAGGUGAUUGGUUUUAGAAUCAAAUUUAAGGCUUUGGUGUAUAUAAAUGGCCUGAUGGUAGAGCAUAUGAAGGAGAUUGGCUUGCUAAUAAUAUGCACGGAAAAGGUUUAUAUACCUGGAAAGAUGGAAGAGUCUAUAAGGGAGACUAUCUAAAUGAUAAGAAACAUGGAAUGGGAACGUAUACCUGGACAGAUGGUCGCAGAUAUGUUGGGCAGUGGGAAAACGGCAAAUAAAACGGUGAAGGCAAAUAUCUACUUCCAAAUGGAGUUGAAAGAGAGGGAUUCUGGCAAGAUGGAAAGAGAAUCAGUUGGAAAGAUGAGACGAAAUAACCUACUCCUCCUAAGAUGAAAUGA
Molecule: messenger RNA, 891 nt
Organism: Stylonychia lemnae
Lineage: Eukaryota; Ciliophora; Spirotrichea; Sporadotrichida; Oxytrichidae
Source: the annotation of a GenBank genome assembly